Molecule: messenger RNA, 745 nt
Organism: Hyphopichia burtonii NRRL Y-1933
Lineage: Eukaryota; Fungi; Ascomycota; Pichiomycetes; Serinales; Debaryomycetaceae
Product: mitochondrial 54S ribosomal protein mL57
Exons: 1
Coding region: 32-694 (220 amino acids)
Biological process (GO): RNA processing; mitochondrial translation
Cellular component (GO): mitochondrial large ribosomal subunit
Molecular function (GO): ribonuclease III activity; structural constituent of ribosome
Source: RefSeq, a predicted model, not a curated record
CAAUUUAAUAAGACAGCUUGAUACCAUAAAAAUGAGUAUACGAAAGAUACUUACCCAGCCAAGGUUGACCCAAGUCAGAAGCAUCUACUUACACAGUGGAACCCGUGUUGCCGGGUUGAAAAGAGACCCGGAACAAGCCUUCACCACCAAUACAGGAAUCAAAUAUGGAAUAAGUGAAGAGAAUUUAAAAUACAUAAAAGGAUUUUUGGGCGAUAAGUACGGGAUAAGCGAUGAAUUAGCAUUACAAGUGAUAACCCAUAAAUCAUUUGGUAAUGGGAUCAAACCAUUCAACGAAAAAUUAGGGGUUAUGGGUAGUAAGAUCAUGAAUUUAUUUUUUGCCAAAUAUGUCACUAGUACCAAAACCCCUACUGAAAUGACGAUUAAUGGAUUGAAUUUAGAUCCGUUAGGCUCACCAAUGGCCAAAGAACUUACUGCAAGGUUAAGUAAUGGUCUUUUCGCUAAGCAAAACCAAUUAAACACCAUUAUGUUUUGGAAAUCUUUUAACCACGAUUUAUCCUUUGAAUCAAGCGGUGAAUUAAGAAUCAGUGCCCAAAUGAUUUACGCUCUUGUUGGUGCUGUCACUUUCACCCACGGUAAACAAGUUGCAGAACAGUUUCUCCAUGAAAAAUUCUUAAAUGCAAGUCCUUCGAUUGAAGAUAUAACUGCCCGUAUCAUUGAAAAAAAUAGCCAAUAAUUAAUAGAUCAAGUAAAUAGUUUAUGUACAUAGAAUAAAAUAAUAACCUCA